This is a messenger RNA of Megalops cyprinoides (Indo-Pacific tarpon), 1419 nucleotides long. RefSeq names its product vesicular inhibitory amino acid transporter. Lineage: Eukaryota; Metazoa; Chordata; Actinopteri; Elopiformes; Megalopidae. The record is from RefSeq and is a predicted model, not a curated record. Gene Ontology annotation, cellular component: vacuolar membrane. Gene Ontology annotation, biological process: amino acid transmembrane transport. Gene Ontology annotation, molecular function: amino acid transmembrane transporter activity. The transcript is spliced from 2 exons. Bases 1 to 1419 code for a protein of 472 amino acids.
AUGUCUGGUCUGUGGCUGAGCUGGCUAGGGACGCGCGCAGAGAUUCUGAGGAUCUGCGGUCUUCCCGGCGGCGGGGAUGAGGAAAGUCUGGGGUUCAUCCAACGGGAUGAGCUGAGCAGGACAUACGGGGACGGGGUAGAGGAACUGGGGGAACCCCUCGCCCUGCAGCAGGACCCUCACAGCGGUCCGAUGGAAGCCCCCCAAAACAUUGACUGCCCCAAAAUAACCACAUGGGAGGCAGCCUGGAAUGUCACCAACGCCAUUCAGGGUAUCUUUGUUCUGGGAUUGCCUUAUGCCCUCCUGCACAGCGGGUAUCUAGGCUUGUUCCUUCUCAUUUUGGCUGCAGUCAUCUGCAGCUACACCGGUAAGAUCCUGAUUGCCUGCCUGUACGAGGACACUGAAGAGGGUCAUCCCGUCCGGGUCAGGAGCACCUACGAGGAAAUCGCCAACGCCUGCUGCCCGCGGCUGUGCCCCCAUCUCGGGGGGAAGAUUGUCAACGUGGCACAGGUGGUUGAGCUCAUGAUGACCUGCAUCCUGUAUCUGGUUGUCAGCAGCAACCUGGCGAGCCACAGCUUCGCUUUCAUUCCGCUCCCUCCGGCGACCUGGUCGGUGAUCACCUUCCUCCCGCUCGUACCCUGCAUGCUGAUCCGGGACCUGCGCGUGGUCUCGAGGCUCAGCCUGCUCUGCUCGCUGGCCCAGUUCCUCAUCACCUUCAUGGUGAUGGCGUACUGCCUGACCCAGGCGCACCGCUGGUCAUGGAGGAGGAUGUCGCUCCCCGUGGAUUUCCAGAAGCUGCUGGUGUCUGUCGGGGUCAUCAUCUUUAGCUACACCUCCCAGAUCUUCCUCCCUACUCUUGAGGGCAGCAUGAUGGACAGGGGGAGCUUCGCCAGCAUGAUGACCUGGACCCACUCCCUCGCCUGCGUCUUCAAGACGGCCUUCUCCGUGCUGGCCUUCCUCACGUGGGGCGAGGAGACCAAGGAGGUGAUCACCGACAACCUGCCCGGCGGCCUGCGGGCUGUGGUCAACCUCUUCCUGCUGGUGAAGGCGCUGCUGUCCUACCCCCUGCCCUUCUACGCCGCCGCCGAGGUUCUGCAAGGCUGUGUGCUAAAGCGGGGGAUGGAGCCCGCUGGGAUGCAGAAGAGCACGCUGGUCCUGAGGGGCGCUCUGCUGCUGCUGACCUUCCUCAUCGCCAUGUACAUGCCCCACUUCUCCCUGCUCAUGGGCCUGACCGGCAGCAUGACCGGCGCCGCCAUGACCUUCCUCCUGCCCUCGCUCUUCCACCUGCAGCUCAAAUGGACCAAGCUGGACAGGCGGCUCAAGAUCCUCGAUUUCCUGAUCUUAGUUCUGGGAUCCCUGUGCAGCGUGUCCGGGGUCAUCUGCUCUGUUAAAGGAAUGGGUGAGGCCUUUGCCGGUAGAUAA